CCCCUCUUCUUGUGCAGCUGAGUCUUCUUGCGUCGCCUGAUCCGCGUGCUGCGUGCUGCUCAGAUUCUCGCUGCCCAGCCGCAGCAGCCGGCAGCCAUGGACGCGGGCACUGGCAAUGCUACCGCCAGCGCCUCCCUCCUAGAAUCCUCCGCCCCGCUCACCCUCCUCAAAUCCCUCGCUCCCACCCUCCUAAUCGCCGCGAUCCUCGCCGUCCUUGUCGCGCGAUGGUUCCGCAGCGGCGGUGGCGGCAAGCAACCCCCCGUCGUGCCGUCCCUCCCGCUGAUCGGCGGGCUGCUAAAAUUCAUGAAGGGCCCGAUCCCGCUGAUCAAGGACGCGUACGCGAAAUACGGCAGCGUGUUCACGGUGAACGUGCUGCACAUGCGCAUGACGUUCCUGAUCGGGCCCGAGGCGACGACGCACUUCUACAAGGCGUCGGAGGACCAGCUGAGUCAGCGCGAGGUGUACAAGUACAACGUGCCCACGUUCGGCCCGGGGGUGGUGUUCGACGUGGACUACCCGAUCCGCAUGGAGCAGUUCCGCUUCUUCGCCGACUCGCUUAAAGUCACGCGCCUGCGCACCUACGUCGAUAUGAUGGUGGAGGAGGCGCAGGACUUCUUCUCGCAAUGGGGCGACUCCGGCGAGGUGGACCUCAAGGACGCCAUGGCGCGCCUCAUCAUCCUCACGGCCAGCCGCUGCCUGCUGGGCCGCGAGGUGCGCGAGGGCAUGGCGGACCGCGUGUCGGAGCUCUUCCACAUCCUCGACCUCGGCAUGCUGCCCAUCAGCGUCCUUUUCCCUUACCUGCCCAUCCCCGCGCACAAGCGGCGCGACGAGGCGCGCAAGGAGCUGGCGGGCAUCUUCGGGCGCAUCGUGCGCGCGCGGAAGGAGUCCGGGCGCGUGGAGAACGACAUGCUGCAGGUGUUCAUCGACAGCCGGUACAAGCUGCUGAACCGCAGCACGACGGAGGAGGAGUGCGCGGGCAUGCUCAUCGCCGCGCUCUUCGGCGGCCAGCACACCUCCUCGCUCACCGCCACCUGGGUCGGCGCCUACCUCCUCACUCGCCGCUCGGACAUUCUCCCUGCUGUCCUCGCAGAGCAGCAGGCGGUGAUGUCGCGGCACGCGGACGCACUCAACUACGACGUGCUGAGCGAGAUGGACUGCCUGCACCGCGUGAUGAAGGAGGUGCUGCGCCUGCACCCGCCGCUCGUCAUGCUGCUGCGGUACGCGCAGCAGCCCUUCACCGUCACCGGCCACGAGGGCAAGACAUACACCGUGCCCAAGGGCUCUGUUGUCGCUGCUGCGCCCGCAUUCAGCAACAGGCUGGGGUACAUUUACAGCAAGCCGGACGAGUUUGACCCCGACCGCUUUGCGGCGGGGCGGGAGGAGGACCGCGCCAUGCCGUUCUCCUUCACCGCCUUCGGGGGCGGGCGGCAUGGGUGCAUGGGAGAGAAUUUCGCAUACAUGCAGGGCAAGACGGUGUGGAGUGUGCUGCUGCGCAACUUUGAGCUCGAGCUGAUAACGCCCUUCCCCCCGGUGGACUGGGACUCCCUCGUCGUCGGGCCCAAGGGGCCGAUUAUGGUGCGCUACAAGCGUCGCACACUCGCCCCUACCGCCCCUGCCGCCCCUGCCGCUGCCGCUGCCCCCGCUACUGCUACAGCUGCUGCUUAGCUCGCCCUGUUGAACCUGAUUUCUCCCCACCUGGCUGACACCUGGCACCUGGCACCUGGCUCCAGUAGCUCCCCCAUGCCCCAGCAUGUCACAAGUUUGGGUAGUUAGAAAUGAGUCCUGUUCAGUGCCCAGCCCUUCUGCUCCUGAAGGGCACAAAAAGCUGUGCAGUAUGAGGUUUGCUUUUUGUCAAUACUAGAGUUGUCCUAUAGCAGAUAUUCAGUAAGCAGCUACUGGCACUAGGUGCACAUAAUGCAUUAACCAAUGCUCAGGUGUAGACAGACUAAAGUUG
Molecule: messenger RNA, 1954 nt
Organism: Closterium sp. NIES-67
Lineage: Eukaryota; Viridiplantae; Streptophyta; Zygnematophyceae; Desmidiales; Closteriaceae
Source: the annotation of a GenBank genome assembly